UCCUCAUACGCACUGUACAGUUUAAUCACAAUUUGUUUUCUCACAGACAGGGAGCAUCUAUAUCAGUUCUCAGGCUCACACAGACAGCAUUCCAUUACUUACCACUACUGGAAAAUGGAAGAUAAUAACUAUGCAUUUCACGUACAUACAACCGAGGAAAUAUGGUCUGGAUAUCUUUACAAAUCUCCCCCGGAGAAUCAAUUCAAGUCCCUGAAAUCAUGGAAAAAGAGGUUUUUUGUUCUUCUAAAGCACAGAGACAACACAUACCAACUUAAGUACUACAAAAACGAAGAGAAGGACAAACCACUGGGAGACAUUGACUUGACUAAGGUCUCAUAUGUGUCCUUGUCCCCCGAGAGGCAUCCUAUGUGCAAAUGGAUUGAAAAAAAUUUCAGAUGUUUUGCGUCAUGUGUGAUGUUUAUUAAAGUUACAGAAAGAGACUAUUUCCUUAUAGGAGAAAACAGUGGGGAGAUGAACGGAUGGUUCAGUGCUUUAUUUGGCAUCUUAAAUAAUCAUCUACACACUCUGUACCCUGAUCUCAAGAAAACUGAGUGGGGUCUACCAAAAUAUGAUACACAUGAGCUGCCAUCAUCUAUGACCCAUGACCCCAUCUAUGUUUCUCAGAUAAAACUGAAGAGUAAGGAGACUGAAAUAACUCACGAAGAUGACGACACAGAUGAAUAAAAACUCAGGCUUCAUCCUCGAUUCCAGCUUGAGCCCUAACUGUCACAACAGACCAACCGCCUUGAAACAAGACUUAAUUUAAUGUAUAUUUGUUUUGUUGGUUUAUUUUUUUUACAGUUGAAUAAUAUGCUGAAUUAAUUUCCAAAUAACCGUAAAGUUGAACAGGAUUCUUUAUAUGCUAAUCAUACAUUUUGUUUCACUUGGCUUGCACUAAAGCAAAGAAAAAUAAUUCAUGUUUUCACAAUAAGACUGCACUGGACACCUCUUGAACUGCUAAAGUCGUUUACAAAAAUCAUUUACAAAAAUACAUAUACUGUACUGAUUUAAGAUAAUGGCAGAAAAUUAGUGGCAUAUGUAAAUAUGUACUUAAUUAUACAUUUAAAAAUUACAUUGUUAACAAAUGUAUGUUCUUAUAAACGUCUUUAAUGGGAAAAGUAAAUCAAAUUAAAUGUAACUAUAUCAUGUUUUAAUGUGCACAUUGGAUUAAAAUAGAUUCCAUGUUCUUUCAAUGUAAUUUUGUCUUUUAAUAAAAGUUUUCUGGUAUCAGUUUAA
Molecule: messenger RNA, 1236 nt
Organism: Carassius auratus (goldfish)
Lineage: Eukaryota; Metazoa; Chordata; Actinopteri; Cypriniformes; Cyprinidae
Product: pleckstrin homology domain-containing family S member 1
Exons: 8
Coding region: 115-684 (189 amino acids)
Source: RefSeq, a predicted model, not a curated record